Messenger RNA from Durusdinium trenchii, 1179 nucleotides. The record is from the annotation of a GenBank genome assembly. NCBI's taxonomy places the organism in Eukaryota, Dinophyceae, Suessiales, Symbiodiniaceae.
AUGAAGCUCAGGACCCGGCGCGAGAAACAUUUCAAGCAUAACCUGCGUGAGAUGGGAGUUGGACCCUGUGAGCCGGUCCAGGCCCAGGAGUCCAACAAGGAGCCCUCGUCAAGCACACACGGCACUCACGCACAAGAACAAAGUCGACAAGAAUCAGGGCCAGUUACUUCAACCCCAAGCCCGCCGCCCAAAUCGGGGAGCAGGAGCAAAACUCAUUCAUCGCAAAAGAGCGCCAAUGCGGCGAUAAGUCCACCGCAAAACCUAAGCCUUUGCAGAUAUUGUGGCUCCGUCUACCAACCGGAAACCCCAGAGGCAUCGGUGCCCACCGAAGGUUCCAUCAAGGCUUUGGGGAGUGUCGAGGCAAGAUAUGGCCCAAAGAUGGCCAGGCUUUGCAAACAACAUCGACAGCGAGCAGAGAAGCUGAUUCAGCUUCUCAAGCACAGCUUCAACAGUCCUUACAUGGACGAGAGCCAAACAAAUGCUGCCAAAGCAGGCCCCGAAGAUGGUAAGAUUAUGAUCCAGGUCUCUACGUCAGCAGCCGAUAGGCCCUGGGAAUGGCUGAAGAGAAAUCGAUGCAGGGAUGAUGGAGAGAAGGCGCGUAAGGUGGACAAGGGAUCUGCAGGAGGAGAAGAAGCAAGGAAUGCGGCUCCCAGUCCUGAGCCAAAGAUCUCUCAGGUCGACGGACUGCUGGAGGACCGCGAGGGACGUUUGAAACACUCCGAUGGCGCCACGGUUACUCCGGGCGUCGCCUCCCUGCAAGCAAAUGAGGCAAGUGUUGCCUCGCAGUCGUUGGACCUGGACCUGCUGUGGUCGUAUGCUUUUCCUCAUGAGCCUCUGGAGGACAAAGCCAAAGCAGAUGUGCAUGAUCUGGGUCUUCCCAAGUGGUACGUGGAUUUGACCACAGCUCCGCCAGUUGUUCCUCAGGAGUCUCCGCAGCCAACGAUCCGAAUUCGCAGCCUCACGCGGGGGGAGGGACGAAAGACUCGGCGAACCAGCAACCCUCAGGUUGGUGCACAACAUGUCAGGACUCCAAGUGCUGCUUUGGCUGGCUCGCCCAAGGCAGAUGGCAGCACUGGGAGAAGUAUCUUUUGCGGCAGCACACAACAGGCUCGGCUCGAGAGGUUUCAAAGGGAUCUCAAGGGCUUGCGGGCACGCUGGAUGCUGAUUGAAAGACAUUGA